This is a messenger RNA of Arctia plantaginis, 429 nucleotides long. NCBI's taxonomy places the organism in Eukaryota, Metazoa, Arthropoda, Insecta, Lepidoptera, Erebidae. The record is from the annotation of a GenBank genome assembly.
AUGGAUUUCAUUGGCAAAAAAUACAAGCUGAUCUCUUCGGAAAACUUUGACGAAUUCAUGAAGGUUAUGGGAGUGGGUUUAAUGGUCCGGAAGCUUGCUAACGCAGUUACUCCUAUAGUGGAACUCCGUAAAGAGGGAGACGAAUAUAAUUUAGUAACAUCCUCUGUCUUCAAAACCACAGAAAUGAAGUUCAAAGUUGGUGAAGAGUUCGAUGAGGCAGAAGCUGUUGGUGCAAAAUCAGUGUGUACUUUUGAGGGUUGUACCUUGAAGAAGGUCCAGAAGACUGCAGAUGGUUCUUUGGUUACGUACAUUCGCGAGUUUGGUCCUAAGGACUUGAAGACAACAAUGAUUGCGAAAGACGUGACAUGCACCAGAAUUUAUAAGGCUGUUGACGACUCUCAUCCAAAAACGUACAGGGUAUUGGGAUAG